Molecule: messenger RNA, 963 nt
Organism: Mitosporidium daphniae
Lineage: Eukaryota; Fungi; Microsporidia
Exons: 1
Coding region: 1-963 (320 amino acids)
Biological process (GO): ribosomal small subunit biogenesis; maturation of SSU-rRNA
Cellular component (GO): preribosome, small subunit precursor
Molecular function (GO): RNA endonuclease activity
Source: RefSeq, a predicted model, not a curated record
AUGCAUCUUGUCCUCGACACCAAUGCAUUCAUCUUCAAUGAGGCCGUCAACAUUUAUCCUAGCGAUGAAAUAUACACAAUUCCACAAGUGAUCAAAAAUGAAAUCAAAGAUGAGGCUGCAAAGCGGUCCCUUUGCAUACUCGAGCCAAGGCUUCAUAUCCAAGUCCCAUCCGCAGACUCGAUCAGAUUUGUGACCGAAUUUGCAAAAAAGACGGGAGACCUGGCGUCAUUGUCGAUAGUUGAUACCCAUCUUAUAGCUCUCACUCUGGACCUGGAAAAAUCCGUUUGCCGAGGAGAUAUUUCCCAUUUACGUAGCACCCCUUUGCCCCUGUGUCUUUCCAAAGGACAGCAGAACAAUUUGCAAGGUGGAUCGCCCAUGGACACUUGGAUCACAUCCAGUUCGUCCGGUAGUGAUGGCACCGAUUCGCACGGCAGUACUGAGUCUUCUGCCUCAAUGCCACGGGAAGUUGCUUGCCUUUCUUCUGACUUUGCAAUGCAGAAUGUUCUUAUUCAAAUUGGCCUUUGUGCCCGCUCGAGCCAGUCUGGAGCACACAUAAAGUCCCUUCGCCAUUGGGUCCUUCGCUGUCAUGCAUGUUACGCCAUCGAGCGCGAUUCCACACGCAGGUUUUGCGACAAAUGCGGGAAUGCCACUCUUUUGCGGACAUCUGUUGGUGUUUCUGCAGAGACCGGAGAAAUGGUGCUCUACUUGAAGAAAAACUUUCAAUUCAACAACCGAGGUACAAUUUAUCCGAUUCCCAAAAAGGAAAAACUAAACUUGAGAGAAGAUCAAAAGGAGUAUCAACGAUCCAUCAAAGUAUACCAGCGCUCGCUUUCACGAAGCCAGCGGGAGGAUUCCGCCUUUUCUUCGUCCUUUUUUUCUGGCUGUAUACGGGCGGGAGAAUGCCAACAGCCCGUCAUUGGCUAUGGGCGUCGGAAUAUCAAUGCCAGCAAGCUCACAAAGUAA